UCCGCGUCGUCGCCGGUGGGUCGCUCGCUGCCGGCUCGACGAGUUCGUUUCGAACGAGCGCCAGUGGGCUUGGCGUGCGUGGCGGUUUGGUCCCGGCUUGAUAACGACAUUCAAGCUCCCUACGGUCAUUACUGUAAUAAUUUGAAAACUAAACAUUCAGAUUCGUUUCGUCUUUUAUUCAUCUAAAACAAACUAAAAAAAAGAACAAUCGGAAGCAGUUAAAAGCACUAUCAUGUGCGGGUGUGUGCGCAUCCUGCGCGCGCGGAAGGCGCUGCCGCGGUCCUGGCACCUGCGACACUCUAGCACGUCAUCUACACCACCAGUAGUGCCUGGAGUACCUUAUACUAAACUCAGUAUAGGAGUACCUAAAGAAAUAUGGCAGGAUGAAAGAAGGGUUGCCAUAGUACCAGCUGUAGUUAGCAAAUUAGUAAAAAAGGGCUUCAAUGUGAAUGUGGAAGAAAAUGCUGGAGCCUUAGCCAAUUUCCCAAAUAAGACUUAUGAGGAGGCUGGCGCCAAAAUAACUAGCUUAAAGGAUACAUUCCAAUCAAAUAUUGUUCUCAAGGUCCGUCCAUUAGUUGACAAAGAGAUCAUAAGUGUACAGGAUGAGGGAACACUUAUUUCUUUCUUGUACCCAGCACAGAACCAAGAUCUGAUUAAGAAACUGGCAGCUAAAAAAGUUAAUGCAUUUGCAAUGGACUGUAUACCUCGCAUCAGCCGCGCCCAAGCCUUCGACGCUCUGAGUUCGAUGGCAAACGUGGCCGGCUACCGCGCAGUCAUCGAGGCUGCUGCCCACUUCCCAAGGUUCUUCUCUGGUCAGAUGACGGCGGCGGGUCGCGUGCCUCCAUGCCGCGUGCUGGUGGUGGGCGGCGGCGUGGCGGGGCUGGCGGCGGCGGCGCAGGCGCGCUGCAUGGGCGCCGCUGUGCGGGCCUUCGACACCCGCCCGGCCGUACGCGAGCAGAUUGAGAGUCUCGGCGCGCAGUUCAUCACUAUGGAGAUGAAGGAAGAAGGAGCGGGCGAAGGUGGCUACGCUAAGGAGAUGAGUCAAGAGUUCCUGGACGCCGAGAGAGCACUGCUGGGCAAAGAAGCGCGGACUUCUGACGUGGUGAUCAGCACAGCUCUUAUACCUGGCAAGCCGGCGCCACUGCUUAUUAUGGAGGACGCCGUUCGCGACAUGGCCCCAGGCAGUGUGAUCGUAGAUCUAGCCGCGGAGAUGGGCGGUAACAUAGAAACCACCCAGAAGGGCAAGAUAGCUCGCGUGCACGGCGUCACACACAUCGGCCUUACCGACCUGCCUAGUCGUAUGCCUGCACACGCCUCCACAUUGUAUGCCAACAAUAUAUCCGGAUUUCUUCUUAGUAUUGGUACAAACGACCACUUCCACAUCAACCUGGAGGACGAAGUGACCCGUGGGGCAAUAGUUCUGAAAGCCGGCGAGCUGCUGUGGCCGCCGCCGCCGCCGCCCAGCAUGGCGCCUGUACAGGCCGCGCCUAAAGCUGCAGCGGUUGCGAAGGCCGAGCCUCCCAACCCUUUCAACGAGACGCUCAAAGACGCGUUCUUGUAUUCUACAGGUCUAGCUAGUUUAAUCGGACUGGGAAUUGCGUCCCCCAAUCCGGCGUUUACAACAAUGACGACUACAUUAGCCUUAUCCGGCGUGGUAGGCUACCACACGGUAUGGGGUGUGGUGCCGGCGCUGCACUCGCCGCUGAUGUCGGUCACUAACGCCGUGUCGGGCAUCACCGCCGUAGGCGGCCUGCUGCUUAUGGGUGGAGGCUACGUGCCUGAAACUCCAGUGCAGUGGUUAGCAAGCACUGCAGCUCUCAUCUCAUUCGUCAACGUAUUCGGCGGUUUCUUGGUCACGCAGCGAAUGUUGGACAUGUUCAAGAGACCCGGUGACCCACCAGAAUACGGAUAUCUAUAUGGUAUUCCAGCUGCGGCACUUCUCGGAGGCUACCUUACAACAGCAAUGCAGGGCUACCCUGAAGUGCAUCAGAUGGCAUAUCUAGCAUCUUCCCUGUGCUGCGUGGGCGCACUCGCCGGCCUCAGCUCACAGACCACUGCUAGGAAAGGAAACUACCUCGGAAUGAUCGGCGUAGCGGGCGGUAUAGCAGCAACAUUAGGUGCGCUGACACCCAGCGCUGAAGUCUUCGCUCAGAUGGUGGGCGUGGCAGGCGCGGGCGGGCUCAUCGGCGCCACCAUCGCCAAGAGGAUCGAGAUCACCGACCUGCCGCAACUCGUGGCUGGCUUCCACAGUUUAGUCGGCAUGGCAGCGGUGUUGACUUGCUUGGCGACAUACAUGCACGAUUUCCCAGCGAUGGCGUUGGACCCCACGGCCGCUACGCUUAAGACAUCGCUCUUCCUCGGCACCUAUAUCGGUGGCAUCACGUUCACCGGUUCUCUAAUAGCCUACGGCAAGCUCCAGGGUUCGUUGAACUCUGCGCCGCUGCUGCUGCCGGGGCGGCACGCGAUCAACGCGGGCCUGCUGGCCGGCUCGCUGGGCUGCGGCGGCGCACUGCUCGCCCUGCCCGACGCGCCCGGCUUGCCGCUGCUGUCUGCGGCUGCCGUACUGGCUGGCAUACAGGGGCUGACACUCACUGCUGCCAUUGGAGGUGCCGACAUGCCGGUAGUGAUCACAGUGCUGAACAGCUACUCGGGCUGGGCGCUGUGCGCGGAGGGCUUCAUGCUCAACAACUCGCUCAUGACCAUCGUGGGCGCGCUCAUCGGCAGCUCCGGCGCCAUUCUCUCUUACAUCAUGUGCAAGGCUAUGAACCGUUCCCUGCCGAACGUGAUCCUGGGCGGGUACGGCGUGACGAGCUCGGGCUCGGCGCGGCCCGCCGGCGCGACCCACACCGAGCUGAACGUGGACUCCGUCGCCGACCUCAUCCACCGCGCUUCUAACAUCAUCAUCACUCCUGGUUACGGUCUUUGCGUAGCCAAGGCACAGUAUCCUAUUGCAGAACUGGUGAACAUCCUGAAAUCAGCUGGAAAGAAAGUACGCUUCGCCAUCCACCCCGUGGCAGGUCGUAUGCCUGGUCAACUAAAUGUAUUGCUCGCUGAAGCCGGUGUGCCGUAUGACGACGUGUUUGAAAUGGAGGAAAUCAAUGACGAAUUCCCUGAGACUGACCUCGUGCUUGUUAUUGGUGCCAACGACACCGUCAACAGUGCGGCUGAAGAUGAUCCUAACUCUCCCAUUGCGGGCAUGCCUGUGCUCAAAGUAUGGAAGGCAGAUCAGGUGGUAGUAAUGAAGCGUUCGAUGGGCGUAGGUUACGCCGCCGUGGACAACCCCAUCUUCUACAACCCCAACACUGCCAUGUUGCUCGGAGACGCCAAGAAGACUUGUGACGCGCUCCUUGAACGCAUCAAACAUCUCAGUGCUUGAGUUUAAUACAUUAUUGUUGCAACUCACAAGUGCGUCUAAACCUUUUUGAAUGAAGUAAAAACUUUGAGUAAAAAAGAAAAACUAAAUAGAAUACGUUAUAUAUUAUCUUAACGUUUCUGUCGCGUCAAGGAAAUUUACGAAUCGCGUGCAACUUGUGCAAGCUAAAAGAAGAAGUAAAGUACGGGCGCAAUUGUCACUUAGUAAACGACAAUAACGUAAAUAGCCAAUAUACGUCCCACUGCUGGGCACAGGCCUCCCCUUAAUCUACCGGAGGAAGUAUGGAGUAUACUCCACCACGUUGCUCCGCUGUGGGUUAGUGGAGUAAACGUCAGUAAUUAACCCAAAUUAACUUACGAUACAUCACACAAUAUGUACUUAGUAAGUAUACUUUUGGUAAAUUGGUUUAGUCGUAGAUUUAAGUGAUCUGUAUCAGUUUGACUGCCAUGUUACCAAUUUGAAAAGUGAUUGUAUAGAUCCAUGCUUGUUCUAAACUUUCAGCAUGGUGUCUUCCUAAAUAAGACUUUACAAUGUGCCUUAUGAGAAAAUUUUGAGACUCAUGACAGCUAGUCUAUUUUAGCUUUUUGUGUACGAUAUAUCAACAUAUUUUUAAGAAAAAAAUAAUUUUAUUUAUAUGUAUAGCAUUCCUAUGUGGGUAUUGUAUAUGCUUGUUUCGAGUCAUUUGUGAUGAAUUUGAAACGAACCCUGUGAGAUUUACACGAUAAUCGUACAAUGUCCUAUAAACCGUCAAGUUUAAGUUUUACUACUUUUCAUUUACUUAUCAUUACGCAUUUCUUAUGUGAUUGCCUUGCGACAUUAACCUCCCUAAACAUUCCAUUUGCUGAUAUUACAACGUUGGCAGAUUUUGAGUUGUUGGUUCCUUACCAAAAUUUAAGGAUGAUUUGUGUGACCGGUGUCACAGGCGAGGGCGACCGGAGUUCGAGUCGGUACAUUCAAUUUCUAAUAUAAAUUAAGCCACUCUAAUCUACGAAUAAAUAACAGGUAUUUAUUUGUAGACUCUAAUGCGCGGAUUCUCUGCGCUCGGCUCGAUAUAGCAGAGAUAUCAUCCUUAAAUACUAUGUUACAUAGGCAUUAAGAUAAUAUUAAUUUUAAAUAUUAAGCGGUCAGACAUACUAAAUAUGAAAUUAUCUUGAAAUGAAAUUUAUAAAACUUAAUUUAAUAAAAAAUAAUAAUUUGGAUAAUGUCAUUCCAUGUUCUAUUUUAUAUGUAAUGUAGUAAUGCUAGAAGAAUUACUAGUUAUUAGUAUCAUUUUACAACUUGUGAAAUAAACUGAGAUUUUAUUUAA
Messenger RNA from Pectinophora gossypiella (pink bollworm), 4679 nucleotides. RefSeq names its product NAD(P) transhydrogenase, mitochondrial-like. Bases 233 to 3376 code for a protein of 1047 amino acids. Gene Ontology annotation, biological process: NADPH regeneration; proton transmembrane transport. The transcript has 23 exons. The record is from RefSeq and is a predicted model, not a curated record. NCBI's taxonomy places the organism in Eukaryota, Metazoa, Arthropoda, Insecta, Lepidoptera, Gelechiidae. Gene Ontology annotation, molecular function: NAD binding; NADP binding. Gene Ontology annotation, cellular component: mitochondrial inner membrane.